Messenger RNA from Staurois parvus, 431 nucleotides. NCBI's taxonomy places the organism in Eukaryota, Metazoa, Chordata, Amphibia, Anura, Ranidae. The record is from the annotation of a GenBank genome assembly.
GCUGUAUGGAUGGACAGUCCCAGAACUGUCAUAAAUAGUCAGAUUUCUGACAGUUCUAUCUUAGACAUUCCCUCCAAACAGCGGUUGAAACAGCUGUAUGGGAGUGAAUGUCCCAGAAACUGUCAGAAAUAGGACUAUUUAUGACAGUUCUGGGGCACAUUCACUCCAUACAAUGUUUCAAACCGCUGCAUGGGAAGGACAGUCCCAGAAACUGUCAUUAAUAGUCUAUUUCUGACAGUUCCAUGACAUUCCCUCCAUACAGCGGUUGGAAACAGCUGUAUGGGUGUGAAUGUCCCAGAACUGUCAGAAAUAGACAGAAACUGUCACAGAACUGUCCUUCUUUCAUCCUUCUCCUUCUUCUCAUCCUCUUCUUUCAUCCUUCUUCUCAUCCUUCUCCUUCUUCUCAUCCUUCUCCUUCUUCUCAUCUUCUC